Molecule: messenger RNA, 497 nt
Organism: Aspergillus uvarum CBS 121591
Lineage: Eukaryota; Fungi; Ascomycota; Eurotiomycetes; Eurotiales; Aspergillaceae
Exons: 1
Coding region: 190-462 (90 amino acids)
Source: RefSeq, a predicted model, not a curated record
CGAAGGUUAGGGCUGGUUUUCAAGGUAUGUGCUGUACUGUACUGACCCGCGUCAAGUCUUCGCCAUUCUUUGGUGGUUCAUGAUCUCCGAGUUUUCCCGUUUGGCUUUCUUUCACGCUUCCCGCUCCUGACUUAGGGUCACCGAGCUGGACUUGAUUUACCGACCUCCCAUCUUCCAUUUCAACACGAUAUGAGACAUUGUUCCCAACUCUUAUGUUGCCACAUUGUCAGUCAAGUUGAGUCAAUUACAUUGCUUCUCAAUACCCAGUCACCUGUUAGGAUCAUGGAUUGUUGCUCACCUUUACUGACUCGUCGGAGCGUGCAAGUAACCUUCUGCGAUUGGGCAACUUCGGAUAGCCUUGUCUGUCACGCACCAGAAACAUUUCGACGUUGCACAACGCAAAUACAAUGCAAUUGCCCAUCUAUGUGCCUAUCCCAAUUACUCAAAUCGACACCCCAGUAAACCAUGAACAUACGAAACAAACAACACCGCAGAAA